GGGCCUCCCAGUCCCUCAGAGUCACAGCUGCGGAAUUGUCCAUAGUUGGCACCAGAGGAAAGAACAAUGCCAUCGCUGAGCGCUUCUCGAAGUACCAACUGGCUGCAGAGGAAGCCAACCUGGAGAGGAAGAAAGCCACCUGAUCAAUUAACACUGGGUGGUCACGCACUUCACAGGCAUGAAGGACUACAAUGUAAUGCCAGAUCCCACCUGGGCAAUACAGACACACUUCCUGGAGGUCUGUUGGCUGGGCCCGGGAAUGUCACCUGAGGGGAUAUAAACAGACAGCAGGGAAUUGAGUUAUUUUCAUUAAGCUUUUUCAAUCCCAGGUAUGUGUCUGAGUCUGGAAUAAGUCGACUGUCAGCUGUUGUAUUGUAUUUUGAGCAAGGCUUUCAAGGCAUUUAGUGGGAUUUUUUGUUGUUGUUGCUACAAUUAUGUACAUCGUCACUGUUAGCAGGAGAACUUAACAUAAGAAAAUCUGUUCGCCUUCACAGUUUGUGUGUGUGUGUGGGGGGGGGGCAUGCUGCUGGUCUCUAUCCUCAAAAUGGUUCAUUUCUCCAAAAUAUGACAAUUUCCUGCUCUCUCGUUUUUGGGAUUUUCCCCUUCUUUCAAUUGACCUUUUCUGUUUUUUUCUCUCUCUCUCUUACUCAUCCUCCUCCUCUCCUUUCUAUGUUCUCCCCUCUCUCUUCCACUGUUACUCUAUUUCUCUCCCUCCUUCCCUCUCUGUGUUUCUCUCACACUCUCUCCUGGCAUAGAGGGGUGGGCAAGCUAGCUCCUUCAUGCAGAUCUUUUCUCAAAGCUCACAUCUGGGAGAGCUUUUAUCAUUUCCACCCAACAGACACAGAGCCAACUGGAUCUCCAGGUUACCGGGCUUUCCAAGGCUGCGGAGCCGUCGCCACAGACUUCCCGCAGUUGCAACCUGAGUGUGUUGAAGAAGCUUUGGGAGCAGCCUGUCCAGUCAGCCACACCUUGUGCCACGCUACCCCACACUCGCCGCUUACUCCCCUCAGAUCCUAACGCCAAGCACCAGACCCAGGCAACUCAGGCCCAGCCACCUCUCUCACCAGACCCCAACACCAGUCCCACAGCCGCAGAGGACCAGGCAGGACCAGGUAUGGAGAGGAGACAGCAGCAGAGAGACCGAGAGAGGCAGGAGGGAGGAGCAGCAGAAGUGCCUUGCAUCCCCAGUGAGAAGCCCGACAUACCCCUCAACAACCUCAAGAUGAUGUUCGAGAAAGGAGAGAACCUUCAGAACAAAGUGUCCAGAGAGCCUGUGAGGAUUGGAGGGACCGGAGGCAUCACUGACAACAUGGAUCAGCUACUUGGAGAUUCAGGGAGCAUAGAGUCCAUGCCCCUGAGGGACAGGAUGGCCAUGUACCAGGCUGCUGUGUCUAAAACAGAGGUGUUAUCCUCCUCAGUCAGCAGUGAUCAGCUGGACUCUGACCUCUGCAGCAAACAGAAGGAGAAUGUACCCCCAGGCAGUGUGGACACGGGUCCGGACUCAGAGCCCAACAGUAGGAAAGCAUCUUCCACAGAGAGCAAUGCAGGCUCCAGUACCGGCACCUUCUCUGCAUCCCCCCCGACUCAGAAGGACCAAGCUCAGCCCAAGACCUCCAGGAGCUUCUGCUUGCCUGCAAGAGAGAGUUGUGUGUCAUGUCAGAAGACAGUCUACCCUUUAGAGCGUCUGGUAGCCAACCAAAAGGUCUACCACAACACCUGUUUCAGAUGCUCCCACUGCAACACCAAACUCAGCCUGGGGACCUACGCCUCUCUGCACAGCCACGUCUACUGCAAGCCUCACUUCUGCCAGCUGUUCAAGGCCAAGGGCAACUACGACGAGGGCUUCGGCUUGCGCCCUCACAAGGAGCUGUGGGAGACCAAAGGAGAGAGUGGGGCUGGGGAGGAACCCAGGACAGAGCUGACUACCAAGGCCACCUCCUUUUCCAAAGACAAGCUGAAGAAGUGCGCCUCUACUGGCACGCUGUUGGUCAGCCCAGCAGUAGAGGAGUCUCCACUGGCCAAGGUCAACAUGGUGACGGCCUCCCUGGAGACCCGCGCCCAGAGCUCAGCAGAGAAGGACAAGCCAGUGGAAACACGUCGGCUGAAGAUCUCCUGGCCCCCCCGCACUGAAGGAGACGGAGAGGGGGGUAACACUGGGGACAGUCCCACCUCAGACGGGAGCUCCGCUGGGAAACAAUCCCGUGCUAAGUGGCCCCCAGAGGAUGACUCAGCCUCCACCGACCAGAGCCCAGAGCCCACCAUACGCUCCACCCUCUGCAGGAGCGCCUCCCUCAAGGAGCGUAGCCGACCCUUCUCAUUGGCCAUGGCCUCCCAUGCUCCCGCUCCUGCUGCCAGUCAGACAGCCAAUCCUGAGCCACUGGAGAGAAGCUCAUUUGAGGACAGGGAGCCUGAACUGGCCUGUAGCCCUGAGGAACAAGGCAUGGAGGACCAGGAACAACCAAACAGCCUGUCACCCGACUACCACACGCCUUCUAACGACAGCUACGUGGACAUCCACACCAGCUCUGAGGACGAGGGGAUGGAGGGGAGAGUCGCACGUCUGAAAGACCACCACGAAUUACUAGAAGCAAACCAUGAACAGGGAGCAAAGAAUGACGGGGAGGAAGAGGAAAAGCUGGAGGGAGAAGAAGAGGGAGCAGGAAAAGAGGGGGAAGGGUUACCUUCUCAAAACUGCCAGACUGCCUCGUCAGAGAUGGCCGCGCCCCCCUCGUCUCUGGAGACUGAGCCGAGGUCCAAGACCAACCGCACGUCUCAGGAUGUGGGCUUCUGGAACGGCGAGGAGGCCGUGUCUGUAGAGGAGAUGAUUAAGAGGAACCGCUACUAUGAGGAAGAUGAGGACGAGGAGGACUGAAAGAGACUGGACUGGCGUUUAUCAUGCCAUGAAAACGAUCAGCCAUUAUCACCACACUGACUGUUAACUUCUUCCCCCCUUUUCAUUUCCCUGUUACUAAGGAACAGUGUCUGGCUGCGUUUGGUGCCAUGUCAGGUGUUAUACUCUCUCUUAGCUCUAUUUGUGCCUCUGAACUAUCACCUCAAUUGGAGUGAUCAAGUCCUCAGAAUAUCUACAUUGUUAGUUUUCCAUAAUAUAGAUUUAUUGAAGCACAGAUCAGUCUUAUGUUUGUAUCAUUCAACGCUAAUUUUAAGAUAUUCCAUGAUCUGAAACGACCUAUUGUGGGUCAUUUAUUUCUGUCCAUUCUACCUUAGUCUGGAUGAUGGCACAGUAAAAAACAAACGAAUGCUGAUGAUACCAACUGAACCCAGUGAAUGAGACAUAUGAGUCUGUAUUUAGAGAGUCCGAUUAAUGUUUUUAAGGUGGAUUGUUUGAUCAGAACCGCAGGAGAGCUCAGCUGAAAGGACAGGAUCGGUUUUCACCAUAUUCAUUCUGCUUGUUAUCAUUGUUUGUAUGAAUUUAAAAAAGGAUGCACACAAAAUAUUCUGUGACCUCUAGUCUCAUUCUAGUUUGGACACGGACUCAUUCAAGGGUUUUUCUUUAUUUUGACUUCACUACAUUGUAGAUUAACAGGAGACAAACUAUGAAAUUACACAUAUGGAAUUAUGUAGUAACCCAAAAAGUGUUAAAUCAAAAUAUAUUUUAUAUUUCAGAGUCUUCAAAGUAGCCACCCUUUACCUUGAUGACAGCUUUGCACACUCUUGGCCUUCUCUCAACCAGCUUCACUUGGAAUACUUUUCCAACAGUCUUGAAGGAGUUCCCACAUGCUGAGCACUUGCAGGCUGCUUUUCCUUCACUCGGCGGUCCAACUCAUCCCAAACCAUCUCAAUUGGGUUGAGGUCGAGUGAUAGCGGAGGCCAGGUCAUGAUGCAUCCCUCUCCUUCUUGGUCAAAUAGCCCUUACACAGCCUGGAGGUGUGUUGGGUCAUUGUCCUGUGGAAAAACAAAUGAUAGUCCCACUAAGCACAGACCAGAUGGGAUGGUGUAUUGCUGCAGAAUGCUGUGGUAGCCAUGCUGCUUAAGUGUGCAUUGAAUUGUAAAUAAAUCAGUCUCAGCAGCAAAGCACCUCCAUGCUUCACGUGGGAACCACACGUGCGGAGAUCAUCCGUUGACCUGCGUCUCAAGGACUUAUCAGACCAAGGACAGAUUUCUACCAGUCUAAUGUCCAUGGCUUGUGUUUCUUGGCCCAAGCAAGUCUCUUAUUCUGAUUGGUGUCCUUUAAUAGUAGUUUCUUUGCAGAAAUUCGACCUUGAAGGCCUGAUUCACAGUCUCCUCUGAACAGUUGAUGUUGAGAUGCGUCUGUUACUUGAACUCUGUGAAGCAUUUACUUGGGCUGCAAUUUGAGGAUGGUAACUGAUUAACUUAUCCUCUGCAGCAGAGGUAACUCUGGGUCUUCCAUUCCUGUGGCGGUCCUCAUGAGAGCCAGUUUCAUCAUAGGGCUUGAUGGUUUUUGCAACUGCACUUGAAGAAACUGUAAUUUCUCUUUGCUUAUUUGUUCUGUUUUUGCCAUAAUAUGGACUUGUUUUUUUAACCAAAUAGGGCUAUCUUCUGUAUACCAGCCCUACCACUCACAACACAACCGAUUGGCUCAAAUGCAUUAAGAAGGAAAUAAAUUCCACAAAUGAACUUUUAUCAAGGCACACCUGUUAAUUGAAAUGCAUUCCAGAUGACUGCCUCAUGAAGCUGGUUGAGAGAAUGCCAAGAGUGGCUACUUUGAAGAACCUCAAAUAUAAAAUAUUGAUCAAUAUUUUGAUUUGUUUAACAUUUUUUUGGUUAUUACAUGAUUUUUGCACAUGUGUUGUUUUUAAGUCUUUAUUCUUCAAUGUAGAAAAUAGUAGAAAUAAAGAAAAACCCUGGAAUGA
Messenger RNA from Oncorhynchus keta (chum salmon), 4832 nucleotides. Its product is annotated as LIM domain and actin-binding protein 1-like. Gene Ontology annotation, cellular component: actin cytoskeleton; plasma membrane. Gene Ontology annotation, molecular function: actin filament binding. Lineage: Eukaryota; Metazoa; Chordata; Actinopteri; Salmoniformes; Salmonidae. Gene Ontology annotation, biological process: actin filament bundle assembly. Bases 1115 to 2872 code for a protein of 585 amino acids. The record is from RefSeq and is a predicted model, not a curated record. The transcript has 11 exons.